This is a messenger RNA of Odocoileus virginianus texanus, 1146 nucleotides long. RefSeq names its product mitochondrial ribosomal protein L39 (gene MRPL39). Gene Ontology annotation, molecular function: RNA binding; nucleotide binding. The record is from RefSeq and is a predicted model, not a curated record. NCBI's taxonomy places the organism in Eukaryota, Metazoa, Chordata, Mammalia, Artiodactyla, Cervidae. Gene Ontology annotation, cellular component: mitochondrion.
AGUGCGCGCUCGGAGUUUCCAGGGAAGAGGACGGGGAAGGACCUGCGCGCUGAGGUUCCUACCGUCGCGGAGCAGGCAAUGGCGGUGGUGGUCCGGGGUCUGCGGCUCUGGCGGGCCGCCCCAAGCGGCGGGGCUGCCUGGAGGUCUGUGGCCACAUCACCUGCUUCUCAGCUGUCACCGACCGAACUGAUAGAAAUGCAGAAUGAUCUCUUUAACAAAGAGAAAAACAGGCAGCUGUCACUCACUCCCCGAACUGAGAAGAUCGAAGUGAAACACGUUGGGAAAACUGACCCUGGCACUAUCUUUGUGUUGAAUAAAAACGUUUCCACUCCUUAUAGCUGUGCCAUGCAUUUAAGUGAGUGGUACUGCAGGAAGUCUAUUCUGGCUCUUGUGGACGGACAGCCUUGGGACAUGUAUAAACCUUUGACCAAGUCCUGUGAAAUUAAAUUUCUUACUUUCAAAGAUGAUGAUCCAGGAGAAGUCAAUAAGGCUUAUUGGCGUUCUUGUGCCAUGAUAAUGGGCUGUGUGAUAGAGAGGGCAUUCAAAGAUGAAUAUGUGGUCCGUUUGGUCAGAGCCCCAGAAGUUCCAGUAAUCGCUGGAGCCUUCUGCUAUGACGUUGUUUUGGAUAAGAGACUUGAUGAGUGGAUGCCAACAAAAGAGAACCUGCGUUCUUUCACAAAAGAUGCUCGUGCUUUAAUUUAUAAAGAUCUUCCAUUUGAAACCCUGGAAGUUGAAGCAAAAGUGGCAUUAGAAAUAUUUCAGCACAAUAAGUACAAAGUAGAUUUCGUAGAAGAGAAGGCAUCUCAGAACCCUGAGAGAAUAGUCAAGCUACAUAGAUUUGGUGACUUCAUUGAUGUGAGCGAGGGCCCUCUUAUUCCAAGAACAAGUAUUUGUUUCCAGUAUGAAGUGUCAGCGGUUCACAAUCUGCAAGCCACCCAGUCGAGUCUUGUACGAAGAUUCCAGGGUCUCUCUCUACCUGCGCACUUAAGAGCACAUUUUACAAUAUGGAAUAAAUUAUUGGAAAGGUCUCGGAAAAUGGUAACUGAAGAUCAAACUAAACCUACCGAGAAGAGUGCAUCUACCUAGUCACUUCCUCAAAUUUAAAUAUGUAUAGUAAAUUAAAAUAAAAGUUUUCUAUGUAAUGUU